AUGCCAAAAGAAAAGAAAAAAAAGAAAGAAAAGAAAGAUGAAAAAGAAAGAUUACCUACUCCUGAACAUAUUUUAGAAACAUAUCCAGAACCAGAAAAAUCUGAUGAUGAAUUUGUAAAAGAAAGGUCUAAUAGAUUAAAAAGAAAAAGACAAGCUAAAUAUAUACAUUAUCAAAAAUUAAACCAAAGUAUUGCAGGACCUUCAUCAAGAACUAGAUCUCAAACUUCUAAAGCAUCAUCAGAAACAAGAUCAAAAACAAAAGAAGGUCAAAGAGAUAGACAACGAGCACAUAGAGCUUCUUUAAGAUAUUGUAGCUUAGAUGAAUAUCAAAAAGAGAUUGAGGAUAAUGGUGGGGAUGAUGAUAAUGGAGAUGAUGAUGGGGAUGAUGAUGGAGAUGAUGAUGUGGAUGAUGGUGGGGAUGAUAGUGAUGAUGAUGAUGACAAUGAUAAUGAUGGUGAUGAUAAAAAAAACAUUGAGGGACAUAGUGUAGGGAAAAUAGACAUUGAAUGUGAACAUUGUGGGGCAUUAAGAUGGAAGGAAGAAAAACCAGGACUUUGUUGCAUGAAUGGUAAAGUUAUAUUAGCACCACUUCAAGCAUCACCACCAGAAAUUCUUUAUUUUCUUACAGAAAAAGAUCCAAUAUCUAAAGUACUAUUUGUUGACCAAAUAAGAGCAUAUAAUCAAGCAUUUGCUUUUACAUCAAUUGCUACUGAUUUAGAUUUGAGUGUUGCCAAUGAAAAAAAAGGGGCAUAUUGCUAUAGAAUUCAGGGUAAUCAUUAUCAUCAAAUUAGCUCAGCUUUGCCAAAACAAGAGGGAAUACCAAAAUUUUUCCAAAUAUAUUUUCAUAAUUCUUCAGAUAUUGAAGUACAAAUUAAUAGAAGACAUGAUGUAAUGAAGCAAGCAUUAAACAGAGAUAUGAUAAUUAAUAUCCAAAAUGUAUUAAUGGAUUUAAAUCCUUUUGUAGUUACUUAUAUAUUUGCAGGAAAUGAGGAUCUAAAAGAUUCUCUAUAUUAUAUUUUAAUACAUGGCAAAGAUAUGAGACAAUAUAAUGCACCACUAGCUGAAGAAGUAGCUGCAAUUUGUUUUUCUAAUAAAAAUAUGCAUGUAAGAGAUAUUAUUAUUGUAAGACAUGAUGAUAAAUUAGAAAAAAUAUCUAAAUUACAUAAUGCAUAUAAUCCUUUAGCAUAUCCUUUGAUAUUUCUACAUGGAGAAUAUAGAUUAACAAGUGUUUUGGAAUCUGCAACUAUUAGAAGUUCAUCAAGUAUAAUGAGUCUUGAUAAUGAAAAUAUUCAUGCAGGUGAUAAAAAAUAUUUAGAAAGUAGAUCUUCUGUAAAGAAAGGAGAAAAAAGAGCUAGAGAAGAAACAGAAGAAGUUUAA
Messenger RNA from Dentiscutata erythropus, 1377 nucleotides. The record is from the annotation of a GenBank genome assembly. Lineage: Eukaryota; Fungi; Glomeromycota; Glomeromycetes; Diversisporales; Gigasporaceae.